AUGGUUUUGAUGUCUAGGAUUAUCUCUAUGUUUCUUCUUGUCGAAUUAGCGCUUGGUACUGGCGCGAGGCGUGGCGGAGUUCCAGUGCCAUCACUAGCUUUGAAGCCUCCAUUAUUAGAUCGUCUGCAUUCCAAAACUACUUAUUCUUGCGAAGGCAAUGAGCUUCAUGUGGGUUGUGAAGAAGGCAAACUAAUCCGCUUAAUCCGAGCCAAUUAUGGGCGAUUUAGUAUUAGCAUGUGCAAUGACAAUGGACAAGUAGAUUGGAGUGUCAACUGCAUGUCCUACAAGUCUUUCCUAAUAAUGCAGGAUCGAUGUAGUCAAAAGCAAAGCUGUGGUAUUGGUGUUUCAAGCACCAUAUUUGGGGACCCUUGUCCCGGAACUCUAAAAUAUUUAGAAGUUCAGUAUCAGUGUGUACUGCCAUCAUUUUUUACAACAACGACCAAAAAAUCUACUAUUGCAACAAACAGCUCAUUACCAAUAGAUUUUGAUGUAGCCCCUGAUACUACAUUGGGUACUGUGUUAGAAACUUUGAGUGAUCCUGAUAUCACAGUACCAGUUACACCCCCUUCUAGUAGCAGUAGUACAACAACUACUACUACAACUACAGAAAAAUAUUCUCAACAGAGUGUUAGCCUAGUCACAUCAAGUACAUCAACAACAACAACUGAAUCACUAACAACUGAAAGAACUACAGCAGUUCCCACUGUGCCUCCUAAUCACUGUCCACCAAUUGUUAUUAAUGAAAUCCAGUGGGAUUGGACCAAAGCUGGUACAGAAGCAAUUCACCGGUGCCCUGGUGGUGCUACAGGACUUGCAAGGUGGCAAUGUGCAAGUGAUCCUGUUCGGUGGUUGACACCAUAUCCUGAUUUAAGGGAGUGUAGGUCUGGCUGGGUGAUUAAUCUAAAAAAGAGGAUUGAAAAUGGAGAAUCCAUCAAUAGUGUAGCAACUGAGUUAUCAUUGAUGACUUUCAUUAAGCCACUAUAUGCUGAUGAUCUAAAAGAUAUUGCAGAAAUUAUACAGCAGACACUUUCAAGAGCUAUUAAUGGCAUGGAAAAUUUUCAUGAUUUAUGGCAUCGAUAUCAUGUGUUACGAGAACUUUUACAGUCACUUUUGGAAACAAUUAGCAAUCUUUUAAAACAAGGUCAAAAUGCUUGGAAAGAUUUGUCUCCUUCUGACAGGCGACGGGUAGCCUCAUCCUUACUGGAUGGUUUAGAGGAAAGUGCUAUGCUAUUGGCUGAAUCUUCUGGAAAAGAUGAUUCCUUUACAUUGGCGGAAAGUAAUAUUUUCCUCUCAGUUUUGGUGCUCAGUACCAAACAAUCAGCCGCAGUCCAGUUACCCAUGCCUGAUGAUUUUCAUCUAGACGAUAAAGAAAACGAUUGGAUAAGAAUGGAAGAUACUUUAGUAAUUCCUCCUCAAGUGCUUUUAGACAUGUCAAGAAAUGAAAUAGCCCUCGCAAAAGUGGUUUUUGUGGUAUAUAGCGGUGUAGAUGAACUCCUAAAACCUGAACCUGGUUAUAUGUAUCGCAGUGGAAGGGAAAACUCAAGUUGGAAACUUAAUUCCAAAAUUCUUGCUACAUCUCUUGGAAAGCCUGAAAUGGCAAGAUUACCUCAACCUGUGAUAAUAACUUUCAGACACUUACAGGAGGAAAAUAUGACUAAUCCUAUAUGUGUGUUCUGGGAUUUUGAAAUGAGGGAAUGGUCGAAUGCUGGAUGUUGGGUUCAUGCUUCUAAUGUAACGCAUACUUCUUGUGCUUGUAAUCAUCUGACAAACUUUGCUGUCAUAAUGGAAGUGUCCAAUGUAAAGGCUCUACCAAUCCCUCAAGACGCAUUGCACGUGACAAUCACAGUAGGAUGUGGAAUCUGCAUCAUUUGCUUAAUAUUGACUAUCAUACCCAUUUUUCUACUCAGGAGCUUACGAGGGGAUUCAGUGACAGUCCACCGCAACAUCUUCCUUUGCUUAACAUUAACAGAAGUUGUUCUCAUCACUGGAAUUGAACAAACCUGGGAACCAAUUCUCUGUGCCAUCCUUGCUGCGUUGCUGGAUUAUUUAUUAUUGGCCACUCUUUGCUGGGCAUUUCUGGAAUGCUUUCAACUUUACGUGGAGCUUGCAGAUAUAUCACAACCCCAAAAGUCAAGAUGGGGAUGGUAUUAUGGACUUGCUUAUUCUGUGCCUGCAGUUAUUGUAAGCAUUGCAGCGAUCGUGGAUUGCAAGAGUUAUGGAACUAAUCGCUUGUGCUGGCUACGGGCAGAUAAUUACUUCAUUUUUAGUUUUAUUGGACCAGCUGUAGGCAUUUACUUUGGUGGAAUGGUGUUUCUUUGUGUAGCUAGCUGUAUAUUGUAUCAUCACUCCAGCCUUACAACUGCUAUAAAAGGGAAGGAAGAGGCAAAGUUGGCCAAAAUAAAGUCACACAUUCGCAGAGCAGUUCUCCUAAUGUGUAUUCUUGGGCUUACGUGGACUACAGGAUUAUUGUAUUUACACCAAGAGACUCUCACCCUUGCAUAUGCCUUUACAAUUCUCAACUCCGGCCAAGGAAUUUUUAUACUAGCCUUUUAUUGCAUUACAGAUGAAAAGAUACAACCAGAAUUGGAACGUCUCGGUGAUUGUCGCCUGUUGGGCCAUCUCCACCGAUCGAAAGGCCACUUACCGCCCCCUGCAGCCCUGACCCCUGGUUCCCCUGGCCAACACAGUGUGGGUAAUCCCUGCCCUCCCCUCUCUGUGGUUUGUCAGGAAGUCGAAAGUCCAAUCAAACAAGGAAACUGCUCUGUCAACCUCACUUCCACAACACUAGGUCCCCUAUAUACUACAUCAACCAGCAACCAAAUCGAGGAGAACCAUACGGCUGAAAUGCCCAAAGUCCAACAAGAAUUUUAUGGACCACUUCAGAAAGGGGCCGAGGUUUAUAACCAGAACACUGGAAAUCGCAUCGACCAUCAAGAAUCACCGUGCAAAGUUUGGCUGCCAUACGAAUGGAACCGUCGGCUGGAUCGACAGUAUCUGGGCACCGGUGAUCUGUAUGGUCCGUUCAGCGAACACAUUUACGAGAGUGUGGACGGCGACUACGGCUAUAAUGGACAUCCGAGAUCCCUAGGCGGCGAAUACUGCUACCGUUCCGACGUGAGCCAACAUUCCUCAUCCAGUUAUGGUUACGAUCAACGCCCUCUUCUCAUUUUGCCCCGACAUCCGGGACACGGGGACUAUGGAACCGGAAGACGCUAUUCGCCAGAUAAGCAUCGCAGGCGGCACAGAAACCACAGACGUUCGGUGGACAAUACAAAUACCGAAAAUAUCUCCACAGUCGUGGUGGAGCAAGACAGAGCUGUUUCGGAAGCAGAGAGGAACGAACAGCAGCCUUCCGAUGAACACGAGUGGAAUUUGCCCGACCUAUUGCGCUGUCCUGUCGACAACACGGUCGUCAUGGCGGUACUGGAUGGUGAAAAGGUCGUCAGUCGCGUUCAGCCCGAAUGUCCGCACUAUAAUCUCAGUACUUAUUGUUGAUAAUCAGCAAUUGUAUAUCAAAUGUAAAUAAUGAACGGACUCUGAUGGAAUGCAUCGGCAGCAAUCCACGGCACUGGAAGCAUUUUCGUGCGCUGCCGUAACUAGGAACUCAGCCGGUUUGAUAGUCAACUUCUGCCAAGAGCGUUACAGCUCAAAAUGCCUCAUUGAGUGAAACUGCUUAGCUGUUGCAGUAGCGAGAGAACUUCCUUUAUACAAGCUCAAUGAAUAAAUAUAUUUAUUUAUUACGUAGUUUGCCACACAUGGAAACUUUACCCCUGUGAAUAUUGCAAAAGAAACGACUCAUCGUGCAUCUCUAGUUACGGCUUUGCAUCCAGGGCAGCUAGUCGUAUGGGGCCUAGUCCUGCUUGUUUUUUUAAUGAAAAAAAUAUAGAUUAUGGUGUGUACUCAAACACUAUUCCUCAUGAUGCUGUUCUAAUUUAAUUAUGUUUAAUGAAUGGGAAUGGCUGUUUGGGAAAUGCUUUCCUAAAUAUGUGAUAGUUUUGUUUUUAAAAACAUCUUCAAGAGCAGUUGCUACAUCCUUCAUAAUGCCUGAUAAUGUGCCAUUAAAUAUACUCACUUAAAGUUCCAAACAACAAUAACAUAUUUGAAACAGUGAAUGUAGUGGUGCUUUCAUUCAAAACAUUGUUUUUUGAGUGCAAAAUCUUAAUUUUUAUUGCGUAAAUUAUUGUCUGAAGUGAUUGGUUUGCAAAAUUAUGUCAAAAACAAAUAUACUCUAUGUUUCUUUUCUACACUGAAAUUUAACCACAAUACUUCACGCAGUUUCACUCACUUGAAUUAUGUUUUAGUUAUCAAUCAUAUUUUUAUCAAAAUCAGUUUCAAGACAAAAUGCAUAGCACUGAAUCAGGGUAUCUCAUAAGACAAUGAGUGAUAUUAAAAUUUAAAACAUGAUAUUUGAAGCUAAGUUCUGGUAAAUGUAGAGCAGAAAAAAAAGACAAUCGGUCUCACAUAAUUUUCAUCUUUUGAAAAGACUUGCUGUAAAAAAUCUACAAAUAUAAUUUUAAGACAAUGUCGACUUAAGUUUUUAGUUUUCUAAUUACUGAAAGAUUUCUUAUUAUCUUGCCACAUAUAUCAUAAUCCAAAUGUUGUAUAGGACAAAUACAUUGAGUAUAUUUUACGAAAUAAUUAUAAUGCGUUAAGUGAUAAAAAUAAAAUUGUGAUUAAUAGAGUCAUAAAAAUUUAAAACAUCUGUUUAAAUAAAAUAUAGCAAUGUCACUUAAUUACUUGGAUAAAUAAAUGUGAUGUUUACGUUUAUCUAAUUAAAAAAUAUAUUGCAUACUUAAAAGAAAUAAGUGAAAAUUUAAUCCUUUUCAAGUUGAACAAUCCAUUCAUCUCCACUUAUUUCUGUUACAUGAUUUAAGUGAUGCAACUAUGUUCCUUUUCUUUGUUUUUUCUUUUUUUUUUUAAACUAUUUGUAUGUGAUACAAUUUCUCUGUAAAUGUGUUUGUAUGCUGUGACUGUUUGCAGUUUUCGAAUAUGAAUUUUGUAGAUCAAUGUUUCUCAUUGCAGUUUAUUUCAUGGACAAUUAAUCUUUCAGUUCAAUUUCAUCCUUUUAUGGCUAUCAUUGUGAUUUAGUUUUUCUAAGGUUAUAUGGAAGUUGUUCAUAUUGUUUG
Molecule: messenger RNA, 5126 nt
Organism: Uloborus diversus
Lineage: Eukaryota; Metazoa; Arthropoda; Arachnida; Araneae; Uloboridae
Product: latrophilin Cirl-like
Exons: 20
Coding region: 1-3495 (1164 amino acids)
Biological process (GO): adenylate cyclase-activating G protein-coupled receptor signaling pathway; cell surface receptor signaling pathway
Cellular component (GO): membrane
Molecular function (GO): carbohydrate binding; G protein-coupled receptor activity
Source: RefSeq, a predicted model, not a curated record